AUGUUUAUGAGUGGAGGCAAGAUCCACCUCAUUGGGCUGGGGCCGGGAGACCGCGCACUACUGACGCCUGCCGCUGCGGGUGCCCUGGAGCGCUGCGAUGUCGUGGUGGGCUAUGACGGCUAUAUAGAGCAGGUGCGCGACCUUGUGGAAGGCAAGCAGGUCGUCUCAAUGCCACUGGGCAAGGAGAUGGAGCGCGCCGCCAAAGCUGCCGAACUUGCAAGCGCUGGCAUGUCGGUUGGCGUCAUUUCGUCCGGCGACAUCGGCGUGUAUGGCAUGGCGGGACCUGUGUUCGAGCAUCUUGCCGCAAAUGGCUGGGACGGUGAGCAUCCGAAAGUCGAGGUUGUGCCCGCGGUGUCUGCGGCGCAGGCUGCGGCAUCCGUGCUGGGCGCGCCGCUGAUGCAAGACUUCUGCGCGAUUAGCCUGAGCGACCUGAUGACACCGUGGGAGACGAUACGCAACGGCUGGACGCGGCGGCGUAUGGCGACUUCGUGA
Messenger RNA from Geodia barretti, 492 nucleotides. The record is from the annotation of a GenBank genome assembly. Lineage: Eukaryota; Metazoa; Porifera; Demospongiae; Tetractinellida; Geodiidae.